Messenger RNA from Gavia stellata (red-throated loon), 1293 nucleotides. RefSeq names its product MARVEL domain containing 3 (gene MARVELD3). Lineage: Eukaryota; Metazoa; Chordata; Aves; Gaviiformes; Gaviidae. Bases 1 to 1293 code for a protein of 430 amino acids. The transcript is spliced from 4 exons. The record is from RefSeq and is a predicted model, not a curated record. Gene Ontology annotation, cellular component: membrane.
AUGCGGAACACUUCACCGAGACCCACAGCAGAGGAAAAAGCGGCACUUGAGGAGAUCAGCCGGUGCUCGGUUUCCGAUAGGUACAAACGAGCACUUGUUAUACGGCAGGCAGGGAACUUCGGGACCUUGUGGCCACAAGGCUUGUGGGGGCAGUGGCAGGUGAACGCAGAGGCGGUGGGCACCGCCGUCGACAACAGCCCCGUGCGCAGGUGCCGCAGGGAGCAGCCCCGGGCGGAGGGGACAGAGGUCACCUCAGCCCGCGGCACGACCCCACACCGCGCCGGCACCUGCCCCGACUCGGGCGCCCCGCGGCCCGGCCCGGCCCGGCCCUCCGCCCCCAGCGCCGGAGGAGCGUGGCCACGCCGGGCCAUGGCGGAGCGGAGCGGCCCCCGCGCCCCGCGGACGGAGCGCACCGGGGCGGCCGGCCGCGCCGUGCUCGGAGCGGGGCCGGAGAGGCCGCCAGGAAGCCGCGCCGCCGCGCCGGGGCUGCUGGAGUGCCGUCGCUGCCGGUACCUGCGCACGGGCAGGGGUGAGCAGGCGGGAGGGGGCUGCGGGAGCCGCUUCCUUUGUCCCGCUGGAGCGGGCUGCCCGGCCCGGCGUCCCCGCCGGGGCCCCCUCCCCGUCCUGGGGAGAGGCUCCUUCCUGGCCGCCAGACGGCUCGCCUGCUGCCAGACGGUGGAAGCGCUCCUCGCCGUGCUGAUCCUGGUCUGCAGCGCCGUGUCCUGCAGCUCGACGGGCGGCUACACGGGCCUGCCCAGCCUGGGGGGCAUCUACUACUACCAGUACGGCGGGGCUUACAGUGGCUUGAGUGGAGCAGACGGGGAAAAAGCCCAGCAGCUGGACCAGCGUUUCUACCUACUAAAGCUGCCAAUUGCAAGGGCAGCAAUGGCCGUGGGAGGGUGUCUCCUGGUCUUCUCUUGCAUUCUUAUUUUGGCUGGUGUUCUGCGGUUACCGUGGCGUUUCCCAGCAUGGCUGCUACUUGAAUGCGUCCUGGACGUAGUGAUUGCAAUUGGCAUAGUGCCUGCUCUGUACUAUUUCUUCCAUUUUCUGCUGGGGGUUUAUAAUUCAUCAGUGUGCAAAGAGAGAGAGCAGCUUUAUCAAAGCAAAGGCUACCAGGGCUUCAGGUGCAGCCUGCAUGGGGCAGAGAUUGCUGCUGGCCUCUUAGGCUGCAUAGCUGCCAUGGCAUACCUGCUUAGCGCAGGCCUAGCUGUCAGGGGGUACAGAACAGUUUACAAACUGAAACAGAAGCCAGUACAAUUACACAAGCUUAGAAUGAUUCCUCUGCUCCAGUAA